Spinacia oleracea (spinach) is the source of this 599-nucleotide messenger RNA. RefSeq names its product sm-like protein LSM3A. Gene Ontology annotation, molecular function: RNA binding. The transcript is spliced from 3 exons. The record is from RefSeq and is a predicted model, not a curated record. Gene Ontology annotation, biological process: mRNA splicing, via spliceosome. NCBI's taxonomy places the organism in Eukaryota, Viridiplantae, Streptophyta, Magnoliopsida, Caryophyllales, Amaranthaceae. The coding region runs from base 143 to 439 and encodes 98 amino acids.
GAGUUAUUGGUGUCAAAAAUUUCAAAGAAUAAAAACCCCAGAAAUUUGACUCUCCUCAGUCUCCUUCCUGUUCCCAGUUCUCACGCCCCCAUACUCCACCUCUUUCUCUCUCCUCUUUGUCAAGUGUUGAGUAGCAACGAAAAUGUCGACCACAGAAGAAGAGAGCGCAGUCAAGGAGCCUCUCGAUCUCAUACGUCUCAGCCUCGACGAGCGUAUCUAUGUCAAGCUUCGUUCCGACCGCGAGCUCCGUGGCAAACUUCAUGCUUAUGAUCAGCAUUUGAAUAUGAUUCUUGGAGAUGUUGAGGAAAUUGUGACAACUGUGGAAAUUGAUGAUGAAACUUAUGAGGAAAUUGUUCGGACCACAAGGCGCACUGUUCCAUAUCUAUUUGUUAGAGGAGAUGGUGUCAUACUGGUGUCACCGCCUCUUAGGACAGCUUGAUGUAGGGCAUCACAAUAUUGACUAGAGCGUCAUAUAGUUGGAUCUGUUGUGUCCUUGGCAGAUAUGAAGAAACAGUUUUUCAAAUGUAACCUAGUUUGGACAGAAAUCAGGAUGUCACAACUUUGUGGAUUAAUGUAAGCCAUUUUUUAUGCGCUUCCCA